Molecule: messenger RNA, 1184 nt
Organism: Ruditapes philippinarum (Manila clam)
Lineage: Eukaryota; Metazoa; Mollusca; Bivalvia; Venerida; Veneridae
Source: RefSeq, a predicted model, not a curated record
AUUGUUGCGAUGAAAAUGUCCGCCUUCUCGACAACUUAGAAUUUCGGAGUUCUGAGGUACGUCUCAACUCCAGUGAUAAAAGUCGCGCGGUAAAUGAUAACAGCCUUUCAUCGAGAUGGUAUAGUGCAACGCUUUACGGUUGGCAGUACCUUAUGGCUGACUCUACCAAUAAACCAAGCGUCUUGGGAUGUUCUACAUACUGGCCUAUCUAUUUAAAAGAAAAACAUGUACCAUUGAACGAUCUUGGAGAGGAUCCAACUGAUGCUUUUGCUUGUGUCCUUGAUGCCCUUGGCCUUUGUAAAACAAAGUAUAAAAUUCAAAUAAGAAAAUGCAACGAUGAAAUUCAAUAUAAUUUGAAAUCAACUGUAUGGAUGAGUGGCUUUUGUUUCGAAAAGCAUGAGUUGCUCAACAGAACUACACCGUUUCCAGCCCCAGAAAAUGUUGACUUUGGAAAAAUUACAGUCAGACCGGAAUUAAAUUUUACGGAGCAACCGCUAAAUCAAGAGCUUACAGUGUUCAAACCAUAUUUAAGAUUUUGGUGUCAAUUUGAUGUGAAAACCGAUUUAUUUUAUACAGUUACAUGGUAUAUAGAUGAAACGCCUUUAAACGAGACGAUGGGUCCAAGCAAAGAUAUGUCUGAUCUAAUCUUAAAAGAAGAACAAUUGACAUCGAGACACAUUUCUCUAGGAAUUAAUAUAAGAUGUGGAGUAAGCGCUUCUAUUGGUGUAGAUGGUAUGCUUUCCGCUAUAAAAAAGGGUGAAACGUUUUACGCAGGAAUCAAGAUUCGUGAUUCUAAUAUAUAUCUUGAUAAAGAAAGAGAGGCAGUGGUACAAAUGCAAUCGACAGUUCCAAUCGGUUGUCAGUUUUUCAGAGCCAAAGAAAAAGAUAUGACGGAGUUUUGUACGUUAGGAAUGAAUAUUUUCGUAAAUAAUGGUAAAUCAUUGCAAUGUGAAAGGGAAUCAGUACUUAACAAGAAACCUGAGGAAAAUGGAAAUCAUUUAUGUGCACAAGACAUAAAGACACUGGCUAUGGGAGAUGUAUGGGACCCAUCUACUCAAUUCAACUUUACAAUAGUAACCUCGGAUCACAAUUAUGACGAUCACAGCGAAUUUCUCCUGCGACUUGAAUUUGCUGAUACAGUAGAAGACACAAUCUGGAUAAACUACUCCUUCCCAGAAAUAAAG